Molecule: messenger RNA, 1686 nt
Organism: Dendrobium catenatum
Lineage: Eukaryota; Viridiplantae; Streptophyta; Magnoliopsida; Asparagales; Orchidaceae
Product: putative calcium-binding protein CML19
Exons: 1
Coding region: 230-694 (154 amino acids)
Molecular function (GO): calcium ion binding
Source: RefSeq, a predicted model, not a curated record
CACAAAACUUCUGUUGAAUUUUCAAUGUUCAAUGGAAAGCAGCAUUUUUAUAAUAUAUAAACAAUCGCAAGGAUGCUUCAAACAUUAAAAAAAGUUCUACUGCUUACCACUAUAUAUAUGCAUACAAAAUAGCUAAAGAAAAUUCACUCAUACUUACGAGAGUAAACAUUCUCUUCUUUCAUCUCCAUUCUUACAUCUCUUUGAGUUCUGCAAAAACAAAAUCAUAGGCAUGGAUAUGACAUUCAUUUCCUUUGCAAAUGCACAGAAGGAUAUGGAACGCCUCUUCAAUCACUUUGAUACUAAUGGAGAUGGUAAAAUUUCCUCAUCUGAGCUUCAGCUUCUUAUGAAAACUAUUGGAGAAGAGCUCUGCUCUGAGGAAGCUGAGGCCAUGCUACGAUAUGUUGACUCAGAUGAUGAUGGUCUACUUGGCAUGGAAGACUUCAUUAGAUUGGCGGAGAUAGAAAGUAGUGAAGAAGAAAAGAGUAAUAAGGAAGACCACAUAGUAAAGGAAGCUUUCAAGUUAUACGAGAUGGAUGGGAAGGGCUUCAUUACAGAUAGGAGUUUGAAAAGAAUGCUUAGUCACUUGGGUUCAUCGAGGCCAAUUGAACAGUGUCGUUCUAUGAUUGCUAGCUUUGAUUUGAAUGGAGAUGGUGUGAUUUGUAUUGAGGAGUUUAGAGCCAUGAUGAUGCUCUAAUUCCCUAAUUUGUUGGUUCAUAUUUCUUAAUUUAAGAUCUAUUUUGACUGAUAUGUUAUUUGUGCUUUCAAAGAAAUAGUAUGUUAUGAAUCGUGCAGAGGCUAAUUUGAGCAGUGGACAUGGAAGCUUUUCGGAUUGUCACAAACUGAACAGUGUGGUCGUCCAUCUCCUUCAUUCUCCACUACAGCAAAUCAUUUAAUAACCUGCUAUGUGAGCCAUUAUGCCUACUACAGCUAUUUCAUUCCCUGGCACCAAUCGCAGUACCUGGAGCACAACUACCCAAGGGAAUUAGUAUUACAUAUACAGCUUACUGUACAUGCAUUUAUACAUAUCCAGAAAUCACAUUUGCAUCUGCUCUGUUUUCAUGGUCACUAUUCCUCUCUGUUGCUUUCUCCUGCUUGUCCUUGUUCACUCACCUCUAGCUCAAACAAAAAAGGGUAUAAUAUAAAAAUGCACAAAUCGUUACCUGUCUGCAAAUCCCGCGCCCAUCACCUGUUCUCUGCCAAAAUCCCGCUACUACAGUCUUAUUCGCAGUCUGCAAUGGCGCUGCUCGAGUCACUUCUCCUGCGUGUGGAGAGUAGAUCGAUCGAGUUAUUAAAUACGACGAAGCUUUCGCGCUUUUCCCCUCUGCCUUCCGAUCUCAAGCCUCCAACCCCUCAUAUUAAUUUCUUCCUGAUCUCUCACUUCCAGCCUCCGAGCCCUUCGCAAAACUUCCAACCCAAAUGAAGUCGAACUCCCACAUCCAACUGGCCUCAUUCCAUUCUUCUUCUUCGCCUCUUCCGAACCCAAACCCACGGCCAUAUCUCCCUUCCCGAAUACCCUCAGCCACAUACACCUGCCCGAUGUAUGUAACCAGUCCGAAUUCAACUAGAUAACCCCAAUUCCUCCAACCUUUUCCUCCUCUUGCUCUGAUCGAUCUCCUCUUCCCUAGCCUUGUCCGACCUCCCGGACCUUCCGAUCCACAGAGAGAGAGAGAGAGAGAGAGAGAGAGA